GCCGCUGUCUCAAAUGGCGGAUGUCGUCGAGGCGCAUCGACUUCGGUGGGUCCGGCCAGGAUCUUCGACACGCCCGAGGAGCUGCUAGCGGACAUUGGCGAGCCUUGCCGGGAUAAUCCACAGACGCUGGUAUUUCUGCACGGCGUCCGAUUUGCGCCCAACGUCGGCGCGAGCUUACGUGCUAGCCACCUUCUGGGUGCGCAGGGCUGUCUCUUGGCUGGCGGUCUGGCGGAGUCGCGGCAGCGACGGCCCUCGCCACUUGAGGAGGCCAUCCGCAUCUCCAUGGCAGCCCGGCACGGCUGGCCGCUGCGAGUCUCCAGCUGCGCUCUGCCCGACAGCGCUGGAGCUGUCAAG
Messenger RNA from Symbiodinium necroappetens, 354 nucleotides. The record is from the annotation of a GenBank genome assembly. Lineage: Eukaryota; Dinophyceae; Suessiales; Symbiodiniaceae.